AUGCACUCCCGUGCCAAUUUGUUCUGCCUGGUCGACAACACAGCACGCCUCUUCAACCACCACCAGACUAGCAAGGCCACAACUAUCAUUAGUAUAAUUCCCACAACAGUCGGCCAGGUUAUUAUAGCAACCCAAUUCUCUCUCCAGCCUGAAUUCGGUGUACCUAUCUUAUCUAACUCCAACUUCAACCGUCCAAGAUCAAUCUUAUCGAUUGGCCUUAACAACGCCGGCAUCUUUUCUAGCGAUAUCUCUUACAGUGGGUAUAAGCUACCACAACUAGCAUCGUCAGUCCCACGACCUCCUCUCGUCAAUGUCUGCAAAGAUGGAGAGAAUACUUUGCCUUACUCAAUCAUUCUCUUAUUGUUUUUAUUGGAUGGUUACAUCUUAGAGCGAUACCUCAAGUGCCGACCCACACCACCACCAGCGCCGUGCAUGCAUGGGGGCCUGUCCACACAGUUCACCAGCACUGAUGAUAAAUUCACAGUGCUUUUUCAGCCCGCAAUUUGUUCUGCAAUUUCAUCCUCUUCUUCCCAUUCACUCAGUUCUUUCUUCUUCUUCCCUAAGGAGCUGUUAUAUCUUCAUCCCUUAUUUCAUUGCUACCUGUCUUAUUCCCGGGCAUAUUCUCAUUCCAUACUCUCACCUUCUCUCACUGGGCACAUUUGUGCCAGUUCCUCUCACUGCUUUAUUUUAAUAGUUUUAUUGGCAGUAUUGGUUAACACAAACGGUAUACCUGUGCCUUUCUCCUUCCCGUGUGUUCUCUCGCUUUCUCGGAUGACUCUCUUUUCUCGGACCAGCAACCCAUCUCUCCUCUCUGUUCAAGUUAGGGUUGUUUCGUUCGGUGUCGUCCAUCUUUCUUCUGCAAGGACAGGUUUGUCGCAGGUGACCUGCUCCUCCACAGCGCCAACACCUUUGCUCCUUACAACUUGCCGAAAAGUGCCAAAACACACCACAUGUCCAGCAUCUCAGAGGUCUUACUUGCACUGUGGCCACACUGCCUCUUACCUUUUCACGGACCAAUAUAGUCCGAAGACUAGAGUCCUUUCUGGUCUUACUUGGUCCCAACUGGACAAAACAAAUGCAACCUUCACUCCUCUUUCAGACAAAUGUAGUAAUUCCAACGCGUCUAUCCUGGUCACAGCACCAAUCUAA
Molecule: messenger RNA, 1149 nt
Organism: Acanthosepion pharaonis
Lineage: Eukaryota; Metazoa; Mollusca; Cephalopoda; Sepiida; Sepiidae
Source: the annotation of a GenBank genome assembly